GCAGGUUUGCAAAUAAUUCUAUCGUAGAAGAAGAAGCUGGAGGCAAUUCAGGAGGCAUGAAGCGAACCAUUCAUGUGCAGCAGUGUGUUUUCUAGGCUAAAAGUUGGCUUUAAAUGUUCCUGUUUCGUGUCAUGAGCACUGACUGAUGUGACUGAUUGCAUCCGCUGUAGCUGCAUUUAUCGCUGUUUGUUCUUAUCACAGGACUUUUAACUUCGAGCCCAGAGGAGCAGAAGAAGACAGGUCGGUUUGAGCCUCACAUUCAGCUUUGCUACAACUUUAUGCCGUUUGCAAGGUUCAUUAGCAGAAGCAUGUCCUCUUCUCUUCGUCGUCACGUCGUCUGGGAGUCGGAGGGGCUGGUGGCCUACCUCCACCCCCGGCCCUGGACCCCCGGCUCUGUGAUUCUGGAGAGCAGCAGCCCUGGCAGCCCAGGAGGCAGCAUCUUCCACUUGCAGGAGGCAGAGUAUUUAUCCUGGCUGCUGGGGGCGAGAGCUGUCGCUGAGCUGCUGUGUGAGAGGCUGAAGGUCCGGAGGUGUGCGUUGGUCAGCAGACCUCACAGAGAAACACCUGCUCAGAUCCGUAUCCUCCCCCUGCAUGGUCUGGAUGCAGAGUGGCGCCCUCACCUGGCUGGAGAAGAGGAGCACAACGAACAUGACCUGGGCUACUGCACCUCCAAGACUGCCCCUCGAUGGAGCGACUCCAGACUCACUGAAAUCCAGACUAGGAUUCGAGCCGAGCUCCCCUCCCCUGACGCCUCACCUGAUCUGACUUUCCUCGGGGACGAUCCAGCUCACCCCGGCCUGUUCUCUCGUAUUGUUCGUGGGGAGGAGCAGCAGUGGCGGGUUUGGGAGGACAAAAGUCACGUGGCCUUUCUCACUCCGUUCCCCAACUCUCCAGGCUUUACUGUGUUGGUCCCACGCCGACCUCUGACUUCUGACAUAUUCAGACUAGAACCAGGCGACUAUGAAGGCCUGGUGUUGGCUGCAAAGAAGGUGUCACGACUCCUUGAGGAGGGAUUGCGUGCCUGGGGGGUGGGGCUUAUUUUUGAGGGUUUUGAGAUUGACUAUGCUCACGCCAAGUUGAUUCCAUUGUUUCUGCCUCCGUCAUUAGGGGCAGAAGGAAACGCCACUAAACCACCGUCUCCCCAGUUUUACCCCACUUACCCUGGAUAUGUAACUUCAGAGGAUGGACCUAAAGCCAGUGUGGACAGUCUCAAGGAGAUGCACGCUAAAAUAACUCAGAUUUAAUGCUGUUAUAUACAAUUAGAUUCCUACUGAGGUAACAAAUGAAACCUUUCAUUUUGUCAUUCCCAUCAUCGUCGCCGUUUUAACUGUGAUCCCCUGGUAUUAGAUUUAAAUUAAAAAUUAAAACGUUACACAUUUUUGGAAGACAAACAUUUGAAUAGAAAUUAAACCUCUAAUUAAUAAAAAUACAAAUGAGACCAUCUUUAUCAUUUACAACGGACUGUAUCUAUGAUGUAUUCAAAUUAGAUUUCUCAUCGUCUUUUUGAUAAGUUUAUUAAAGUAUCUGUAUAAAAUCCACAACUCUGCAUGGAAAUCCUUACACAAAUAUCCUGUAAGAUGACAAGCACAUGUACACAUUUCUAAUUUAAUAAGCUUGGAUCAAAAUAAAGGGUUUUUAAUUUCUAAAUUCUGUUAACCAAUUCAGAGACUAUAUCAAACAAAAUUCUUAAAAGGGAGGUAAUUCUUUAAUCAUGUCGUCUUUCCACAGCAUAUUGUCAGUCCUUUAUUAAUGACAGUGUGUUUAGGUUGUUAACUAACCUAAUCUACAUGUCAGCUCAUUACCCUGCAACUAAUUGGUCCCACUGUGCAUGUCUGGUAAUAGGGCUGAUUUAAAAACUGACUAAAUGCUUCAUCAGUGCUCUGUAAAGCAGACACCGCCCCUGGCUGUCAUUAAAACGGAUUAAUAGAUGUUUAUGUUAACGAGAGGGUUUCGGUUACUGGUUGCUAUAGGAGGAGCAGAGAAGGAAACAGACUCUUUAAGUAAUGGUACGCCCUGGAAUAAAUGACGCCCACUUUAACCAACAGCCUCUUCUUUUAUACUCACCCCCUCCAGUCACUGAUUGUACUCCUAGAACUGUAUUACAUAGUGACAUAUUCAGAAGUUUUUUUUUUCGGCAAAAAUAGUAAUUUUCUACCUUAAACUGGCUUCUUGGGUGUAACUACACCGCUGCCUCCUUUGUCGUGUGCAGAUCUAUUUAGUUUGAGUCUCUUUCUCCACUCAGUUGCUCGUCAUCAGUAGACUGCAGUUUUAAGAUGGAAAUUCUCCACCACGGCUGGACUCAUUGUACCACACAUAAAUGUGUCUCUUAGCAUAUUACAAAAACACACAAAAACUAGUUUUUCUUCUGAAAAGGGCAGCCCAUAUUUUCCCUAAGAGUUUAAAGUUUUAUGCUGGACAACAACAUAUGUAAAAGAAAGACUGUGUUAUCAUAAUUACAUGUUUAGGAUAAAUGUUAAAAUCAGUUAUUUAUUGUGUUGAAAACGGCAGUAUCUACCAACAAAAUGUGUGUUUAUGUUAAUUAGCAAUUGAAAUACUUUAGAUUUAGAUAUCUGACUUAAAAAGACUUUGAAUAACCAAAUCAAACCUGCAGGAAUUCCUCUUUAUAGUCAGGAACAUUAGCUUUAGCUUUAGAGACUGGGAGGUUUCAUGCUACUCCAGAGAAGGACAGACUUUUUCUGUGCAAUUUAGGUGAAGUUGAGAAUGAGGUUCAUUUUGUGUUUUAAUGUCCCGUAUACGAAGAUGUAAGAGAGGUGCUUUUUUAGUAAGAUGUUCUCUGUUUAUUUUGAUUUCUUUUGGUUGGAUGACCAUGAAAAAAUACAGUUGUGUUUUAGAAGAGGAACCUUUUCAUGGCAGAAUUUCUUUUCCAGGCCUGGGAUAAAAGGCAACAUAUUUUGUUUAAGGACUGAACAGCAGAAUAUUGUGUUGUUGUGGAUGUAUUGUUGCAAUGAUGGUGUAUUGGUGUCUUGUAAACCCAUGAGGGUUGGGCACGCUUGUGUGCAUGACACGGAAAUAAACAAAUCAAUCAAUCGAU
This is a messenger RNA of Acanthochromis polyacanthus (spiny chromis), 3052 nucleotides long. RefSeq lists its product as uncharacterized. The record is from RefSeq and is a predicted model, not a curated record. The coding region runs from base 279 to 1244 and encodes 321 amino acids. Gene Ontology annotation, molecular function: catalytic activity. The transcript has 3 exons. NCBI's taxonomy places the organism in Eukaryota, Metazoa, Chordata, Actinopteri, Pomacentridae.